AACAGUUAUUUGAUGGUUUAGUGCUUUUAUUUUGAAGGCCACCGGAAAAGUUGUCGCUUCAUGCUAAAGGUGAGCCGCGGCUGCCAAACAGAUGAACCAACGCGCGGCGGCUGCGUGCGUGAAGGAAAGCGGGGGAAGCUCGGGCAAGAACCGGCUGGGCUGUUGUCGGCAACUCAGCAUGCCACCAUAUAAAUGCUGAGCCUGGAGCCGAGACAUCUGAAUUUACCUCCCGAACGGCGAUAGUUGACGGCCACACCCCGUUUUUUUUGUUUGUUUUUUCUGUAACGUUUCCAGGGCUUGCAGAAAAGCGCCGGCGGCUGCGGUUUGAAAGCCAGCAGGGGCGGCUAGCGGGUCCAAACAGCGGAGAGGAAGCAGGAGUGUCGGCUGCUGAGAGAGAGGGGAGAGGAGAGAGAGAGAGAGAGAGCCAUGAGAGAAUACAAAGUUGUGGUUCUCGGGUCCGGCGGGGUCGGGAAAUCCGCGCUCACCGUCCAGUUCGUGACCGGCUCCUUCAUAGAAAAAUACGACCCCACGAUAGAGGACUUCUACCGAAAGGAGAUCGAGGUGGACUCGUCUCCCUCCGUGCUGGAGAUCCUGGACACGGCGGGCACCGAGCAGUUCGCCUCCAUGCGAGACCUCUACAUCAAAAACGGACAGGGCUUCAUCCUGGUCUACAGCCUGGUGAACCAGCAGAGCUUCCAGGACAUCAAGCCCAUGAGGGACCAGAUCAUUCGGGUCAAGCGGUACGAGCGGGUGCCGAUGAUCCUGGUCGGAAACAAAGUGGACCUGGAGGGCGAGAGGGAGGUGUCGUCCGGCGAGGGGAAAGCCCUGGCGGACGAGUGGAACUGCCCGUUCAUGGAAACCUCAGCCAAAAAUAAAACCUCGGUGGACGAACUGUUUGCAGAGAUAGUCCGACAGAUGAACUAUGCCGCGACGCCAAACGACGACAACCAGUGCUGCUCGUCUUGUGUGAUUCUUUAAGAAGACGAAAAAGAGACAAUCAUAAAGUUUUAUUCCCUACUCGGUUUUAAGUUUGCAAUGUGUGUUGCAGCGAGUCCGUCCUGUUGAGCUCUUCUUCGUGUCUCGCCCUGGCGUUUGGAGGAAAAUGACGGGAGGAAUGCUGCAGGGGGACAGGAGGACGAGGAGGAGGAGGAGGAGGAGGAGGAGGAGGAGGGGAGCGACUGAGGCAGAAGGGAGGGUUCCACUCUUCAGGAAUUCUGCCCGGGUCGGAGUAUCUGCACAAUCAAGCGUCCGCCGCCGAUGUCAACGCAGAGUCGGAAAGCCCAAACCCUCCUUUCCAGCUGGAACUAAACUCCAACGGAAGAGAUACACAGACUUAACACUUAGAGGAACUCAUAAAUGGAUAUUUCUGUAAGGGAAGACGACAGGGAGAUAGAAUAUAUUUUGUUAAAGAGCCGCACAGUUCGGGGAGGACAGAGAUUCUGGCGCCCUGAACCAGUUUGGAGAAACGCGCCACAACACUCCGAGUCCCACGUUAUCUUCCUUUCCAAAGUCAGAAGAAAACCACAUAUCCGGGGGGUGGAGUAUACACGACGAGUGCCACUUUUUCUUCGUUCUUUUCUUCGGCCGAGCUGAAGCGACGUGGAGACGCUGACCCGAUCGCCCUUGUGUCGAGUGCCUUUCCGAAACAAAUCAGCUGUUCAGAUUUUGUGCCAACCCACACGUAUCACCAAAAGAACCUUUCAAACACGGCCAUUCACAUAGCUUGUGAACUCUUCUUCGGGAUAAUUUUGUAAAGUGGUUGAGACUUAAAAACUUGACUGAUUACAGCAGAUUUAAUUUUUUUUGUUGUUGUUGGUGGGGAAAAAAAAGGUGGAUUUCUGUUUCUGUUAUGUUGGCCUUUUUUUUUUUUUUUUUUUGUUAACUAUGUAUUCAGUGAGUGCUUGGUCUGGCCAGUCAUGUCUUUCUGUUGAAAUGCACAGGUACUGAAACCAACUUCGUUGGAAUAACAAUACACGACGCUUACCUUUCUGACCAGUUCAUUCAAAGGAAUCCAGUCUGUUCUGUUUGUUUUCGUUGUUUUUAAACAGGAAGUGUGAUGAUGUACCGUUGACAAAUCUAAACUGAUUGUACGUUUAAUUUCAGAUCAGCCACGCUGUGACAAUUCUUUUAAUACAGUUUGCGUUUUUAAAAAAAAA
Messenger RNA from Fundulus heteroclitus (mummichog), 2156 nucleotides. Its product is annotated as ras-related protein Rap-2b. Gene Ontology annotation, biological process: negative regulation of cell migration; Rap protein signal transduction. The record is from RefSeq and is a predicted model, not a curated record. Gene Ontology annotation, molecular function: GTP binding; GDP binding; GTPase activity. Lineage: Eukaryota; Metazoa; Chordata; Actinopteri; Cyprinodontiformes; Fundulidae. Bases 427 to 978 code for a protein of 183 amino acids. Gene Ontology annotation, cellular component: plasma membrane. The transcript is spliced from 2 exons.